AUGGGCUGGACGACGCGCUGGCAGCUCCCCGACCGCCAUGUCCCGGGCCUUCGGGCCCAGCCCUGGUGGCCGGAGCUGCCCGCCGCGGCUCGGCUCGAGGCGCUCGCCGGCGUCCUCGCGGGCGAGCUCGAGGCCGCGCUGGCGCAGGCGGGGGGGCCUGGCGCCUUCGAGCGCCGCCGCGCAGACGCGUGGAUCCCCGAGCCGCGCGACGGGUGGGGGAUGCUGCCCGUCGGCGCGCGGCAGUGCGCCGUCGCCCCACGCACCUGCCAGGCCCUGCGCGAGCUCCGCGGCGGCGCGGGGGAGGGCGGCGGGGGGGGCCUCGGCGGCGCAGGCUGGUACGUGCUGCGCGCGGGGGCGCGGCUGCGGGCGCACGCGGGUCCGACCAACGAGCGGCUCACCUGCCACCUCACGCUGGGCGGCCGCGGUGCCCGCUUCACGGUCGGCGGCGUGCAGCGUGAGUGGCUGCCGGGGAGGGCCCUCUGCUUCGACGACUCGUUCGUCCACGAGGCCGUCCACGGAGGGGAGGAUGACCGCUACGUUCUCCUGGUGGACGUGCCCCACCCAGAUCUGGGCGCUCUGGGGCGGCACGCGCCGGACUCCGUUUAG
Molecule: messenger RNA, 606 nt
Organism: Prorocentrum cordatum
Lineage: Eukaryota; Dinophyceae; Prorocentrales; Prorocentraceae
Source: the annotation of a GenBank genome assembly